Molecule: messenger RNA, 501 nt
Organism: Capsicum annuum
Lineage: Eukaryota; Viridiplantae; Streptophyta; Magnoliopsida; Solanales; Solanaceae
Source: the annotation of a RefSeq genome assembly
AUGCGAAUCAAACUUUCUUUCAUUGCCUCGUGUGCUGCACUUCCCGGGUUGAUAGAAGUAAAAGAGUAUCGCUCUUCGUUCUCCCCGUUGUUGGGAGCACUCUCAAUACCGGGAGUCGAGGUGGAAGAAGACGACGCGGACGAGACGGAUUGUGGUGGAGUAAAGAAUUGUUCUUUGUCCGAAUCCGUCUCGGAGGAUGCAUGGCCGAUAAGGGAGUCCGACGGAGAAGCCGGGUCCGAAUCCGUCUCGGAGGAUGCAUGGCCGAUAAGGGAGUCCGACGGAGAAGCCGGAGUCGCCGGAGACUCUGAGCUUGAUGCGCCUGAUGUCCCCUCGCCGAAAGGGAUCAUCAUAUGGGUGAACUCCUCGCCUGUGAGCAGCGCUCGUAAAGCAAAGCCUACUCUCAAGGCAAGCCCUGCUGAGCAGCAGCAGCCCAACCCUCUUAGAGGAAAGGAUAGGGCUCGACCGCCCAGAAAGAACCCAACCUUUGAAAGUAAGGCAUGA